AUAGAUCUCGGGAAUUAUCCAGUAACCCGGAUUGGCUCGAUUUCGCAUUCUCCAACAGUAUACAAUUAGGCAUCUAUAAAAGAGGCGGUGAUUUCAGGCAUCCGACUAGUCGUCCUACAGACUCAAGGAGGAGCGGGUGCCACAGACUUGUACCACCACCAUGUGUGACGAAGAAGAGGCGGCGGCUCUCAUCUGCGACAAUGGCUCCGGUCUUGUCAAGGCUGGCUUUGCCGGUGAUGACGCUCCCAGAUGUGUCUUCCCCUCCAUCGUUGGCCGCGCCCGUCACCAGGGUGUGAUGGUCGGUAUGGGUCAGAAGGACGCCUACGUCGGCGAUGAGGCCCAGAGCAAGAGAGGUAUCCUCACCCUCAAGUACCCCAUCGAGCAUGGUAUCAUCACCAACUGGGACGACAUGGAGAAGGUCUGGUACCACACCUUCUACAAUGAGCUCCGUGUUGCCCCUGAGGAGUCCCCAACCAUGCUCACUGAGGCUCCCCUUAACCCCAAGGCCAACCGUGAGAAGAUGACUCAGAUCAUGUUUGAGUCCUUUAACAUGCCUGCCAUGUACGUCUGCAUCCAGGCUGUCCUCUCCCUCUACGCCUCUGGCCGUACCACUGGAUUAGUCUGUGAUUCUGGAGAUGGUGUCACCCACAUGGUGCCUGUCUAUGAAGGUUUUGCCCUUCCCCAUGCCAUCUUGCGUCUGGACCUGGCUGGUCGCGAUAUCACUCAUUAUCUCAUGAAGGUCAUGACUGAGCGUGGCUACUCCUUCACCACCACCGCUGAGCGUGAAAUCGUUCGUGACAUCAAGGAGAAGCUUUGCUACAUUGCCCUGGACUUUGAAGGUGAGCUCAAUACUGCUGCUGCAUCCUCCACCAUUGACAAGUCCUAUGAACUUCCCGACGGGCAGGUCAUCACCAUCGGCAACGAGCGUUUCAGAGCACCCGAAUCGUUGUUCCAGCCUUCCUUCUUGGGUAUGGAAUCAUGCGGAGUUCAUGAGACCGUCCACACCUCCAUCAUGAAGUGUGAUAUUGACAUCAGGAAGGAUCUCUUUGCUAAUAUUGUCCUGUCCGGUGGUACCACCAUGUAUGCUGGUAUUGCUGAUAGGAUGCAGAAGGAAAUCACUGCCUUGGCUCCUUCCACCAUCAAAAUUAAGAUCAUCGCUCCUCCUGAGAGGAAGUACUCCGUCUGGAUCGGUGGUUCCAUCCUUGGUUCCCUGUCCACUUUCCAGGCCUUGUGGAUCACCAAGGAGGAGUACGAAGAGUCUGGACCUGGUAUUGUUCACCGUAAAUGUUUCUAGAUAUAUUUUCCAUAUUAUAUUAAUUUCUUCUACCAUGAAAUACAAAACACGUUUGUAAUAAAAUUCACAAUUCUUUUUUAUUGCCCACUUUCAUUAAUGAUAUACUAUUGAAGUUGAAAUGGUUUUGACUGUGUUACGUGGGAGUGAUUUGAUAACUUGCUUAAAGUGAUACAUACUACUUUUUCACCCUCAAAUUAGUGUUAAACACUUCUUUUUUUAUUAAAGAAAAUAACAUUAAAAAGUUUGACCAAUCAAACUUUCAAAAUUUCCUUCGUAUUUUCACCAAAUAAACACGAUCUUUA
Macrobrachium nipponense is the source of this 1596-nucleotide messenger RNA. RefSeq names its product actin-like. Bases 161 to 1294 code for a protein of 377 amino acids. The record is from RefSeq and is a predicted model, not a curated record. NCBI's taxonomy places the organism in Eukaryota, Metazoa, Arthropoda, Malacostraca, Decapoda, Palaemonidae. The transcript is spliced from 2 exons.